Messenger RNA from Paramisgurnus dabryanus, 4568 nucleotides. The record is from RefSeq and is a predicted model, not a curated record. Lineage: Eukaryota; Metazoa; Chordata; Actinopteri; Cypriniformes; Cobitidae.
AAUUUUCAUUUUUUGGUGAACUAUCCCUUUAAGUGCUGCCAAAAUCCUGAUUUAUAAAUGUGGCAUCUUCUGACAGAAUCACCAUACAUUUACAUUAAAGCUUUACUGUUGUUGCUCUUCUCAUCAUGUUAUGAGCCUUAUUUUAUUUUAAAUAUGAGAGAAAACGUUGUUUCUACACAGACAACUACGUGCAUGUGUACGUGCACACCAUAUCAUAGGGAGAGAGAAAGCUCUCACAUCAAGACAAUCUGUGUGUUUGUGCAUGGGUACAUGCAUAACACUCCUGCUAACCUUUGUUUAGUCAUGAUAAACUAGAUCAGUCGUCUUCUCGGUCAGUAACAUCCGUGACUGAUAACGUUUGCGUUAAAAAGAAAGUAUAUCGAAGUACGGACCUUAAAGCACCGCUGCCUUUUCACUGUCAUGAGAGAGAGAGAGAGACACGUGCUGUUGAAGCGCUGCAUGCAACAUGAGAGAGAGGUGCGUGCUGAGUGCUCGCAACAAUGAAUUUAAGCAGUUUUAAACAGUAAAAUAUACAUGUAAAUGGGAAUCCUAGAAAAUCUAUUCAUGGCGGCCAGUGUUGAUUUCAUGGUGCUGCGCUACGAGAAAAUCAAUGUAUGGGAAACACUGUCAUGUUAUAUCAUAGCUUCUUGUGUUAAAGUUGUAAAUACAUUUUAUAGUUUAAAAGGGAAAUAAAAGCAUAUUAGCCUUAUUGAUUAUUUGACUGUCUUUGAGAAAAGGUAUAAGUUUAUUUUUGUGAAUGUAAACGUGUUCAGGAAAAUGUUUUUGUUAAGUGUAGGGGUGUGCGGUUUCAGAAUUGGUGAUGACGGUUAUGACGUGAGUCAAAUGUGACAUUCCUAACAUAACCGUCCACGUUUUGCGCGUUGCUGCAUUUGUUUGUUAAAGGAGAACUGACAAAUGAGCAGACACUGAUUAGCUACUUGCUCUAAGUUUCUUUAAAAUUAACAGCAAGACAACUAGCAGUGAAUGUGCUUUCCCCGGGGCUUUGAACCAGAUUGUUUUCCAAUUGGUUCGUUCCGAACAGAAACAGUAUUUUAACGUUUUCGGUUCAACCCUAAAAUUGAGGUUCCUGAACUGGUUAAUAACGUUCCAUGUCAGCUGUGGGACAUACAAAUAAGUAGGCUGAUCAUUAAGACAUUAAACUUAAUUAUUAGUCUGCAUAAUUUUCCUUUAGUCUCUAUGUUGUCAUCAAACAUUAAAAAAGGUUACAUUAUGAAAGUGGCAUAACUGUAAUUCUGACAUGCCUACAUUUGUUGAGUGCAUUUAAACACGCGCACACACACAGAUGGAGGAUGAAUUCCAAACAGCGCUUCGGGAAGAAGAUGCAGCAUAAACAUGUUGCUUCACAUAAAGUGAAAAUUGCAUUGUUUUAGUGCUUUAUUCGCCAAAUGUAUUUUACACAGUGGUGACACACUAGUGCAACUCUCUCUCUAGUUUAUUCAUCAAGAGUUCUGAUCUUUGUAGGGCAUAGGGAUAAUAACGUUUAAUUGUUGGACCGCACACAUUCAACCACAUGUGCAUCUCUGCUUAUAGAAAAUUGCUCACUUUAGCGCUUUUUGUGGUUAAAUUGUUUAAAAUCACUUAAGUGUUAACAUUUGCAAGCCUUUGAAACACGUGCAAAUUAUCAACUUUUACCCUAUUUAAAUUCACAGGUGAUCUGACCCAUCAUACUUCUUUGCCAUUCAAAGCAGUCAGGAAAGUUAGCAGAUUAACAUUUGAUGAUUUGAACUUGAAAAGCGGUGUACUGGCGCCUUUCUGCGGUUAAAACAACUUUCCUCCUUAAGAUCAUUUAUGUUUAUUUGAUAUUAUAAAUUAACUAGAAGGAAGAGAUGAUUUGAAAGGUGAGACUUUGUUUAAUAUGUUUAAUAUCAAAAGUAACCUGGUCUGUCCUGUGUGUUAGCGUGUCUCUGGGUCAGCGUUGUAUUUUUCACUGCGUGUGAAUAUGGUGGGCUGUGAGAGUGGGGUAUCUUGUCGGACAUAGCGAUAGAAAACUAAGGGGGUCGGGUCUUUGUGAACGGUCAAUUGACCUGAUAUAUUUUUCAAAAAAUAUAUUUUAAUAACACAGUUUUGGCGGUUAUAGAGUUCAAAUGACUGUGUUCAACCAUAACCGUCGGUCUCACGGUUAUAUAAUAACAGUCACACCCCUAGUUAAGUGUUCAAAUAAUCUUCUUGUUCUGUAUAAACAAUACGUUAUUUGUUUCAUUAGUGCAAUGUUUAAAAAAUAUUAUUUCCCUAUUUGUUUACUCUAUUCAAAACCAUAUAUCAGAUGCAUAUUACUAUACCUGUAUUAAGUAAACAAAAUGCUUACUCUUCACUUUUGCUUUGCACAGUGACAAUGUAAAGAUGGUGUAAGGGAAUGUGAGAUGCAUUUUUAUCUGUAUGUAUGAAGUAGGAGAAUUCAGCAUCAUUGUCUAAUUUGUUUGUUUGUUUGUUUUUUUGUGUUGUCUUUUUUAUAUGAUACGUGGAAUGAAUGAUGCAGUGCUGAGAUGCCACGCGGAAAGGGUUUCCGUCGGGCCCAGGCGGCGAAGAGGAGAAAUGCUGAGCGUCAUUUGCUCAGGUCCUUCCUGGACUUAAAAGAGGUUGUGCCUCCUCUGAAAAAAAAGGCACCCCACAGCUCUGUAGAGAAUUGUCCAAACUGCCGUGAGGCUCCAAAUGCUUGCCAAAACUGCCGUGAGGCUCCAAAUGCUUGCCAAAACUGCCGUGAGGCUCCAAAUGCUUGCCAAAACUGCCGUGAGGCUCCAAAUGCUUGCCAAAACUGCCGUGAGGCUCCAAAUGCUUGCCAAAAGUGCCGCGAGGCUCCAAAUGCUUGCCAAAACUGCCGCGAGGCUCCAAAUGCUUGCCAAAACUGCCGCGAGGCUCCAAAUGCUUGCCAAAACUGCCGCGAGGCUCCAAAUGAUUGCCAAAACUGCCGCGAGGCUCCAAAUGAUUGCCAAAACUGCCGCGAGGCUUCAAAUGAUUGUCAAAACUGCCGCGAGGCACCAAAUACUUGUCAAAACUGCCCUGAGGCACCAAAUACUUGUCAAAACUGUCCUGAGGCACCAAAUACUUGUCAAAACUCCUCCCGCAAGGCACCAAAUACUUGUUAUAGUGGCUCAAAGGCUGCUGAAGCUUGUCAAAGUUGGGGUAAUAUUAACAGUGAUUUGCAUGUCAUUAACUCUGAUCCUUUUCCACUGAAAGUCAUACAGGGUUCCUUUCAUCAGGGUGAUUCUCGCUUUGGUUUCAACAGUGGCAGACAGUGUGCAGUAAACAGUGUCACAGCUGUCAUGAUGAGUGUGAUGAAGGAUGUGCUGACCUGGACAACAGAAGACCUGAAUGCUGUUCUAAUGCAAGGAGAUGAGCUGUACACAUGUAUGCGACUGCAGGGGAAGAUCAAUGAUGACACGGGCCGGGGACAUGUUUCUGUUGCUGAAUUGCCAAACGUGCACACACUGCACAACACAAUAUUUUCAAUAAACUUUGCCGAAUCUUUCUCAGGUGUUAUUGGUGUUGAUCUAUAUGAUGAAGCUGUACAAGAUGUAUGCAUGCCCUUAGAUGAAGCACUUCAGAGGACACUAUUAAAUGAUGAUGCAUGUUUGUUAAAUAUUAAAGACUAUAUUUGUGCCGUUAUAAAGGCAGGUACAACAUAUGCUGUAGUUGAUUCUCAUUCUCGUAAUAGUAAAGGUAUGGUUCAAUAUAACGGAACAAGUGUAGUAGUAUACUGUGAUGACAUAUAUGUGUUAUUUAAUCAUGUUAAUAAUCUUGCAAUGUCACUGAAUGCUCAGGGAACCCCAUUCGAAGUGACGGGUGUGAAAGCAUCUGUAAUUGGUAAGGAUUCAACUGCUGAGACAAGUUCUUGUGAGUCUGGUCAACAAAGCAGCAUUUGUCAAGUUUCACCUAAAGCAACAGGUGACAAUAGUAAGUGUAUUAAAGGUAAUGGUAAACAAACGUGUUCAGACAGGCCAGUACUGUGCAAACUGAAUCAGACGUACGGGGAUUCCAAUGAGAAGAGUAAACUACAGGCUGAACCAAAGCUUACACAUGUGAGCAAGUUGUGUGAUAAUUUAUCAAUGGAUGAUGUCAUUAUUUUAGAAACUGUAAAUACAGAGUUCAAUUUCAAACCUUUAAUUUCCACAGAUCAGGAUGCUUUGUGUAAACGUUUACAACUGACUAAUGAAUACAAUGGUGUACAAGGUAGGACUUUGUGUUUGUUAAGAAUACCGUGUAAAACAAAGAGCAUCAAGGCAGACGGUAACUGCUUUUAUCGAUCAGUAGCACACGCAGUAUGUGGCAAUGAAGAGAAACACCUUAAAAUAAGACGUGCAGUUGUGAAACAUCUUGAAGCUAACAGUUCUAAGUUUGUGAGGUAUUUAAGAGAAGAGUACAGAUCACUAAAAGAUUAUGUGACGCAGUGUAAAAUGUAUUACUCCGGAUCUUGGGCCACAGAAAUUGACAUUUUUUGUACGGCUGAUUUGUUGAAAAUAAAUAUAUUCACCUUCAAUAAUGGCAGAUGGAAUGUGCAUGCACCCACUGGACAAUGUUUGUGCAGAAGCAUGCAAAAGUGUAGGAGAUGA